AUGUCGUACACAAGAAAGAAAAAAUUUUCACGUUUGGGUUUGGGUUUGGGUUUGGGUUUGGGUUUGGGUUUGGGUUUGGGUUUGGGUUUGGGUUUGGGUUUGGGUUUGGGUUUGGGUUUGGGUUUGGGUUUGGGUUUGGGUUUGGGUUUGGGUUUGGGUUUGGGUUUGGGUUUGGGUUUGGGUUUGGGUUUGGGUUUGGGUUUGGGUUUGGGUUUGGGUUUGGGUUUGGGUUUGGGUUUGGGUUUGGGUUUGGGUUUGGGUUUGGGUUUGGGUUUGGGUUUGGGUUUGGGUUUGGGUUUGGGUUUGGGUUUGGGUUUGGGUUUGGGUUUGGGUUUGGGUUUGGGUUUGGGUUUGGGUUUGGGUUUGGGUUUGGGUUUGGGUUUGGGUUUGGGUUUGGGUUUGGGUUUGGGUUUGGGUUUGGGUUUGGGUUUGGGUUUGGGUUUGGGUUUGGGUUUGGGUUUGGGUUUGGGUUUGGGUUUGGGUUUGGGUUUGGGUUUGGGUUUGGGUUUGGGUUUGGGUUUGGGUUUGGGUUUGGGUUUGGGUUUGGGUUUGGGUUUGGGUUUGGGUUUGGGUUUGGGUUUGGGUUUGGGUUUGGGUUUGGGUUUGGGUUUGGGUUUGGGUUUGGGUUUGGGUUUGGGUUUGGGUUUGGGUUUGGGUUUGGGUUUGGGUUUGGGUUUGGGUUUGGGUUUGGGUUUGGGUUUGGGUUUGGGUUUGGGUUUGGGUUUGGGUUUGGGUUUGGGUUUGGGUUUGGGUUUGGGUUUGGGUUUGGGUUUGGGUUUGGGUUUGGGUUUGGGUUUGGGUUUGGGUUUGGGUUUGGGUUUGGGUUUGGGUUUGGGUUUGGGUUUGGGUUUGGGUUUGGGUUUGGGUUUGGGUUUGGGUUUGGGUUUGGGUUUGGGUUUGGGUUUGGGUUUGGGUUUGGGUUUGGGUUUGGGUUUGGGUUUGGGUUUGGGUUUGGGUUUGGGUUUGGGUUUGGGUUUGGGUUUGGGUUUGGGUUUGGGUUUGGGUUUGGGUUUGGGUUUGGGUUUGGGUUUGGGUUUGGGUUUGGGUUUGGGUUUGGGUUUGGGUUUGGGUUUGGGUUUGGGUUUGGGUUUGGGUUUGGGUUUGGGUUUGGGUUUGGGUUUGGGUUUGGGUUUGGGUUUGGGUUUGGGUUUGGGUUUGGGUUUGGGUUUGGGUUUGGGUUUGGGUUUGGGUUUGGGUUUGGGUUUGGGUUUGGGUUUGGGUUUGGGUUUGGGUUUGGGUUUGGGUUUGGGUUUGGGUUUGGGUUUGGGUUUGGGUUUGGGUUUGGGUUUGGGUUUGGGUUUGGGUUUGGGUUUGGGUUUGGGUUUGGGUUUGGGUUUGGGUUUGGGUUUGGGCCUGGGCCUGGGCCUGGGCCUGGGUUUGGGCCUGGGCCUGGGCCUGGGCCUGGGCCUGGGCCUGGGCCUGGGCCUGGGCCUGGGCCUGGGCCUGGGGCCUGGGCCUGGGCCUGGGCCUGGGCCUGGGCCUGGGCCUGGGCCUGGGCCUGGGCCUGGGCCUGGGCCUGGGCCUGGGCCUGGGCCUGGGUCUGGGGGCCUGGGCCUGGGCCUGGGCCUGGGCCUGGGCCUGGGCCUGGGCCUGGGCCUGGGCCUGGGCCUGGGCCUGGGCCUGGGCCUGGGCCUGGGCCUGGGCCUGGGCCUGGGCCUGGGCCUGGGCCUGGGCCUGGGCCUGGGCCUGGGCCUGGGCCUGGGCCUGGGUUUGGGCCUGGGCCUGGGCCUGGGCCUGGGCCUGGGCCUGGGCCUGGGCCUGGGCCUGGGCCUGGGCCUGGGUUUGGGCCUGGGCCUGGGCCUGGGCCUGGGCCUGGGUUUGGGCCUGGGCCUGGGCCUGGGUUUGGGUUUGGGUUUGGGUUUGGGUUUGGGUUUGGGUUUGGGUUUGGGUUUGGGUUUGGGUUUGGGCUUGGGUUUGGGUUUGGGUUUGGGUUUGGGUUUGGGUUUGGGUUUGGGUUUGGGUUUGGGUUUGGGUUUGGGUUUGGGUUUGGGUUUGGGUUUGGGUUUGGGUUUGGGUUUGGGUUUGGGUUUGGGUUUGGGUUUGGGCUUGGGUUUGGGUUUGGGUUUGGGUUUGGGUUUGGGUUUGGGUUUGGGUUUGGGUUUGGGUUUGGGUUUGGGUUUGGGUUUGGGUUUGGGUUUGCUUGGGUUGGGUUUGGGCCUGGGUUUGGGUUUGG
Messenger RNA from Naegleria fowleri, 2173 nucleotides. RefSeq lists its product as uncharacterized. The record is from RefSeq and is a predicted model, not a curated record. Lineage: Eukaryota; Heterolobosea; Eutetramitea; Acrasida; Naegleriidae. The annotation marks the transcript as partial. The transcript has a single exon.